AUGGACGACGGCGAGCCGGCACCGCCAGCAGCCCAGAGGCAGAGCAAGAAGAAGAGUAUGCCGCACAUACCUCACGAGCUCGUCGAGGUGAUCCUGUCCCAUCUGCCGGUGGAGUCCCUGCUGCGGUUCAGCCGCGUCUGCAAGGCGUGGCGAUCCACCAUCUCCCUCCACGCGUCCGUGAAGCCAUGCCUGCUCAUCUCACCCCAGACGCUACGGGACGGCAAGGUGCACUCGGACACAGUCAUCCUGUACAGGUGGGAGGACAGCCGGCAGGGCGCCGCCCUUCCCGUCGUGCACGCCACCGACAUGUCCUCCGACGUGAUUAUGCACGGGCUCGCGCACUGCGACGGGCUGAUCCUGCUGCCCAGCGAGGCCGCCGUGCGCGUCCUCAACCCGGCAACACGGCGCACCUUAACACUACCGUGGAGCCCCGGCGCCGAGCCACCGCCACCAGGGCCCAACGUCCCCCUCUACCACCAGUCGUUCGGUUUCGGGCAUGACCCUCGCUCUAACGCCUAUAAAGUGGCUCGUUUCUUCUACCGUUCUAUCUACGCGCCUGGGUCAGGCGAGUGUCUCUACACCACCGGGAUGGAAGUGUUCACUAUUGGAACCGACCAGCAUUGGCGUGAGACGACAAAAGAUCCGCCAUACCCUGUGUUCACAAGACAUACGGCGACCUUCUACAAGGGCUCUCUUCUCUGGUCCAUCGACGAGCGUGUCCUCGGCCACAAACCGCCAGGUUUCCUCCGUUUUAGCUUGGAAGACGAGGCGUUUGGGGUUAUGCCGCCGCCACCUUCUUGCUAUCGGAGGCUGUACUACGUAUGGUGCGCUUUAGCUGAGCUACGUGGGGAGCUUUGUUUGGCGUUUAAAGGGGCCAACAUGAAGACAAUCGAGUUGUGGAUGUGCGACAACACCAUGAACCCACAAUGGAAUCAACGUUACAGCAUCAAUGCUAUAUCGUGCAGUCCCCCUUAUUUCAAUCCAAUUGCCGUAUUUGAUGAUGAGAUAGUUUUUAAGGACUGGCAUUUUAGUACCAGACGUUACAAUCUCAAAACCAAAACUUACCAGGAUGAGUUCCAUAUGAAGGACUUGCAGUAUCACAAUCCAAUCACAGGCAUGCUUGGAUACCAAGGGAGGCGCUUCGCCUACUUUGACGUGAUCCCCUACACUCCAAGCCUCGUUCCAAUCUAG
This is a messenger RNA of Lolium rigidum, 1191 nucleotides long. RefSeq names its product putative F-box only protein 15. The record is from RefSeq and is a predicted model, not a curated record. Gene Ontology annotation, molecular function: protein binding. The coding region runs from base 1 to 1191 and encodes 396 amino acids. NCBI's taxonomy places the organism in Eukaryota, Viridiplantae, Streptophyta, Magnoliopsida, Poales, Poaceae. The transcript has a single exon.